AUGUGGACAUGGGAGGCUUCAGCUCGUAUAAGGAAUACUGCGGAAGCGGCGCAGAAGGGCCGUGAAAGAGAAAAAGAAAGAGAGCGGCUCACGCGCGAGCGUGAUUCGCUCCGCACCAGGGAGCAGCCCUCCCUUUGCUGCAUAUCACAGUCGUCCUGCUAUCCGCAGUGUCUGCAUGUUCCGUCGGCAAAUCGGAGCAAUCGCGUGGAUGAUUCCAUCCUUACGUAUGCGUUAGUCUUCUCAGCGUAUGUACCGCUGAACGGAAGCACGCCCUUAGUAGGCUCCAGCGCUCUCGAGCCUCUCCCGGUAUGUCUACGUCGAAGGGCUUCAUGGUUUGCCAUCGGCUACGUCAGUGUUUGUGCCUCUUCCACUCUCGAGGCGUGUUCCGUAUGUCUACCGCUGAGCAGCUCCAUGGUCUGCGAUAGGCUACGUCAUUGUCCGUGCACCUUCCACUCUGGAGACGUCUUCCGGUACAUCUACACCUGA
Molecule: messenger RNA, 486 nt
Organism: Rangifer tarandus platyrhynchus (Svalbard reindeer)
Lineage: Eukaryota; Metazoa; Chordata; Mammalia; Artiodactyla; Cervidae
Source: the annotation of a GenBank genome assembly